CUUCCCUCCCCCGAGAUACGUGUGAUUUUCUCUGUAGAUUCUAAUUUGUGUUCAUUCCUGUUCUUGUAUAGAGGAAUUCGCCACUUCUAGCGAGAAAAUGAAUUUUAACGGAGCCACCAACAAGGUUGUCCUGGAACGGUAUUUAAAACUCCAACAACCCAAGGACAAAGUGCAAUGCAUGUACGUUUGGAUUGAUGGUAGUGGCGAGCAUCUCCGUGCCAAAUCUAGGACCGUCGAUUUCGUUCCCAAAACCCCCAAAGAACUUCCCAUUUGGAAUUUCGAUGGCAGCUCUACUGGACAAGCCGAUGGCUGCAAUUCCGAUGUCUACCUCUAUCCCGUCGCCCUAUACAGGGAUCCCUUCCGCCUUGGGGACAAUAAGUUGGUAUUGUGUGAGACUUACAAGUACAACAAGAAACCCACGGAAACAAACCACCGAAUGGCUUGCAACGAACUUAUGGAGAGGGUAAAGGAUCAGAAGCCCUGGUUUGGUAUUGAACAAGAGUAUACUCUCCUUGACCAAGAUCAACAUCCGUUUGGUUGGCCAAAGAACGGCUUCCCCGGACCCCAGGGACCCUAUUACUGUGGCGUUGGAGCUAACCGAGUCUAUGGUCGUGACAUUGUUGAGGCUCAUUAUCGCACUUGCUUGUACUCGGGCGUGAACAUCUCGGGGACUAAUGCCGAGGUCAUGCCCGCCCAAUGGGAGUUCCAAGUGGGACCCUGUGAGGGUAUCGAAAUGGGUGAUGACUUGUGGAUGGCUCGAUUCUUGAUCCAUCGAGUGGCUGAAGAAUUCGGCGUCGUCGUUUCAAUGGACCCCAAGCCUAUGCAGGGUGACUGGAACGGAGCCGGUGCGCAUACCAACUUCUCAACCUUGAAGAUGAGGGAGGAGAACGGUCUCACUGAAAUCGAGAAAGCCAUUGACAAGCUGUCGAGACAUCACAUCAGACAUAUCAAGGCUUAUGAUCCCAAUGAAGGCAAGGACAAUGAGCGUCGUUUGACCGGUCUUCAUGAAACCUCGUCGAUUCACGAUUUCUCGGCUGGCGUUGCCAACCGUGGUUGCUCCAUUCGAAUUCCUCGUGGUUGUGCUGAGGAGCGCAAGGGAUAUUUGGAGGACCGUAGGCCCUCAUCCAAUUGCGAUCCCUACCAGGUGACUGGUGUCAUGGUCAAGACUUGUUGCCUGGACGAAUAGAAUCCGUAACUUCCGGAACAACCACUCAUUCUUUGUUCCUCAACUAUUGCACAGCCCAAGAACGCGAAUGAAAUGCCUCGACUAUUUCUUCAGCCCCACACACGCCCAUACACACCUACAUACAUUCACCCACGCCCAAAACGCAAUCGCCGCACACACCUUUUUUGUGCCACUAAAUCAACAACGCACACGCAAGAGUUUAAGAACAGAAUUCAGUUUGGAUUUUGAUCUUAAAGCGCUCCGAUUGACCAAGUCGACUCGAGACACUGAGAUGCAUAAUCUUCGAGUUUGCCGUUGAUCCUUGCAUUUACUCUCCUCAAUCUACUGUUCUUCCGAAUGAGGUUGAACCUGCCUCAAUCUUUUCCUAACCCUCGUGUAUCAUGAUGAAAAUUAAACAAUCAAAAAAAAUCUUCGUGACAUAGAUGUUGAAACUGUUUGCCAACUUCAUGCCUAAAUAUGACCCCAAUAGUGAUAUAAUAGUACAUGAAUGUGUUUAAUAAAAAAAUGAAACAAA
Tigriopus californicus is the source of this 1700-nucleotide messenger RNA. RefSeq names its product glutamine synthetase-like (gene Gs2). Gene Ontology annotation, cellular component: cytoplasm. Lineage: Eukaryota; Metazoa; Arthropoda; Copepoda; Harpacticoida; Harpacticidae. Gene Ontology annotation, molecular function: glutamine synthetase activity. The record is from RefSeq and is a predicted model, not a curated record. The coding region runs from base 98 to 1186 and encodes 362 amino acids. The transcript is spliced from 8 exons.